Messenger RNA from Ascochyta rabiei, 1953 nucleotides. RefSeq lists its product as uncharacterized. The record is from RefSeq and is a predicted model, not a curated record. The transcript has a single exon. Bases 1 to 1953 code for a protein of 650 amino acids. NCBI's taxonomy places the organism in Eukaryota, Fungi, Ascomycota, Dothideomycetes, Pleosporales, Didymellaceae.
AUGCUUCGAUGUUAUGCCGUGCGCACUAUCGUGCCUGAGACUCGUGCGCGCACUGGCGCAGCUGCAAUUCGUGGAUAUCGUAAUGCACGAUCGUCAAACCCAUAUCCAACACAGGACCAGCAGAGUUCAGAUUCUACCACACGAUCUCUUAGCCACGUCUCGCCUCGGAGCGGAGCGGUGUCCAUGGGCAGUAAGCCUGAUGUUACAAAAGCCAGGGCAGGCAUGUGGCAGACUGCGCGGCGUGCUGCUCCCCGGUUACUAUCUGUCGAUUCGGCGGCGUUACUCGAGCGGCUAUUGCUCUCCGGCACCACGUCGAAGCUUCGUCAUGUAGACAACGCCAAGCCGCGCACACCAAGCAAUCGCAGAUCACCAAGUUCAGCCCACACAACGUUAAAGCGCUCUGUACCACCCCCUUUGAUCCCAUAUUGGGGGAAACCAUACCUCGCCGAAAAGUUGCUUAUUAAAUACAAAACGCCUGACGUAGCAUUUCAGGCCUUGAAUGUUCUUUAUGAUCAUGCCAAAACGACGUCGUGGGACAGACAAGGCUGGCUUGCGCGCAACAACUGGCAGAACGCCGAUGAAAUUUUCAAAGAGAUUUCUUGCCAAACUGAAGACUACGUUUUCUAUCGGUUUCUAGGAGGAAAGCUGCAUGAAGCUGCAUAUGAGCGAGCGCAGGGCGCCACAAAGCUCAUCACCUUAGAUACAUUGCGUCGUUAUACGUCUGGUUUGUCCGUGGACGUAAAGAUGCGCCCAUUUCUUGAGCAGUCUCGAUUUUUUGACUGGUUGGCUUGGACGGUUACCUCUUCCCCUUACUCAGGAUUGCGGGCCUUAGGGCCGCAGUUGCGCGUUUUGUCUGGAGAAACACACCUGAUUGUCAAGAACUUGGCACGUUUUAGAGCCAUUGUGAGCAGUCCUGACAGCUACGAGAAACGAUAUGAGAUGGCCAAGCGCCGUCUCGCUGGAGAGUGCGAAGAUCUUCACCGCAGCACAUCAGAGCUGUGGGCCGUUCUUGCCGAGUUCUUCAAUUUGCUCAAAGCAGCCAAUACAUACGACAAUCGUAGGCCAUUUUACACAUUCAACGCCACUCUCAAAAGUUUCAAGAGAGAAGCGAUAGGCAUUACAGACGACCUGUUCAUGAUUGGAAUGAGACGACACGGAUCUAAAAGAUGUUGCCGAGAGAACACUUUCAACGCUCUACAUCAUCAUAUCAAGCUGCUGGGCGGCUCGUUACGUCAAUCAGUAAGAAGCAUCCAACGCUCCUACUACGACAUUUGUUUCGACGCCGUCAACCGAUCCCGCAUAAGUUCCAGGUUCAUCCCUGUCCUUGCACAUAAGGGAUCUAUCAGACGAUUACUGAACGACUUACUCUUGAACAAUCGACGCAUGGUAAACAUAUACUACGAGUCACUCCUGCACUUCUGGAUGCGGCACGUCGAGCUCAUGUCACCGUCGGAGCUCGAACGUCAAGACAGAGUAGCACAGCGCCAUUGGCUGGCACAGCUGAGAUCUGAUGAUACGCACGUGUCACGAGAGAUAGAACUCAACAACCUGUACCUUCCCAUACGUCGAUCUCGUCAAAAACUCGCUCAUUUUCCAGGAUGGAGUCGUGAUUCAGCAAGUCCUGGCGCUUGGUCUUCGUCCAGAUAUCGAGUGACAAUACAUGAGGAGGCUAUCAAAGCUAUUGAAAGAUUGGAGCAGAUAUCUCCAUCGCAAUCCCAGAAUAAUUCGCAAGUCCUGCGUAGGCUCCUGAACCUAGAUGGCAAAUCUACGUCCAGCUCCAAAGGUGUACCGCUCCGAUCAAAGCCUCCAUCUACUACCCGUGGCAGAAAAACAAGGGGUCAGAGUCCAGAGAGACACCCUGAAAACUUCGGUUCCCGCUCUCUUAGCCUGCUACACCCUGAGCAUAAACAGCGUGGGCGGCGUGCAGCAGGUGCAAGUCAUAGUCGGAAGUAG